AUGCAAGAAAUUGACUUCGAUACUGUUACACGAGCUAGCUGCAUCUUCACAGAGCAUGUGGAUGGUUUAUGGGCCGCGGCUGGCGACAUUGUACAGCCCUUUAACAAGGUCUCUGGGCGGAAAUCACAAGACGAGAUUACUCUGUAUGAGAGCGUUGGGUCUGCGGUUUUGGAUUUGGCUCUGGCUGUAGAGGCCUAUCGUUCUGUUGUUAAUUCUACAAGAUCGAACAUUUAA
Messenger RNA from Clonostachys rhizophaga, 234 nucleotides. NCBI's taxonomy places the organism in Eukaryota, Fungi, Ascomycota, Sordariomycetes, Hypocreales, Bionectriaceae. The record is from the annotation of a GenBank genome assembly.